Molecule: messenger RNA, 3665 nt
Organism: Kogia breviceps (pygmy sperm whale)
Lineage: Eukaryota; Metazoa; Chordata; Mammalia; Artiodactyla; Physeteridae
Gene: RGS6
Product: regulator of G protein signaling 6
Biological process (GO): intracellular signal transduction; positive regulation of GTPase activity; G protein-coupled receptor signaling pathway
Cellular component (GO): cytoplasm; neuron projection
Molecular function (GO): GTPase activator activity
Source: RefSeq, a predicted model, not a curated record
GCGCAAGCUUGGCGUUAGGAGAAAUUCAGAAACCGGAGGGGGAGUCAAGGCAAUUCUUUGGUUGCUAAGUGUGAGUGAAGACACCCAGGAUGGCUCAGGGUUCCGGGGAUCAAAGAACAGUGGGGAUUGCAGACCCAGAGGAGAGUUCUCCAAAUAUGAUAGUCUACCGCAAAAUUGAAGACAUCAUUACAAAGAUGCAAGAUGACAAGACAGGUGGUGUGCCUAUCAGAACAGUCAAGAGCUUUCUCUCCAAAAUUCCCAGUGUUGUCACAGGUACUGACAUUGUGCAGUGGCUUAUGAAGAACCUCUCCAUUGAGGACCCAGUUGAAGCAAUACACUUGGGAAGCCUCGUAGCUGCCCAGGGCUACGUCUUUCCAAUCUCGGACCAUGUUCUCACCAUGAAGGAUGAUGGCACCUUUUAUCGUUUCCAGGCCCCGUACUUCUGGCCUUCGAACUGCUGGGAGCCUGAAAACACUGACUACGCCAUCUACCUCUGUAAGAGGACAAUGCAGAAUAAAGCAAGGCUGGAACUGGCAGAUUAUGAAGCAGAAAACUUAGCAAGACUCCAGAGAGCCUUUGCAAGGAAGUGGGAAUUCAUCUUUAUGCAAGCAGAAGCACAAGUAAAGAUUGAUCGGAAAAAGGACAAGACAGAGAGGAAAAUUUUGGACAGUCAAGAGCGAGCCUUUUGGGAUGUCCACAGGCCAGUGCCAGGCUGUGUGAACACAACAGAAAUGGAUAUCAGAAAAUGUCGACGUUUGAAGAACCCGCAAAAGGUUAAAAAGUCAGUGUACGGCGUGACUGAAGAAUCCCAGUCGCAAAGCCCAGUGCAUGUCCCCAGUCAGCCAAUCAGGAAAACUACAAAAGACGACAUCCGGAAACAGAUAACAUUUUUGAAUGCCCAGAUUGACAGGCAUCGUUUAAAAAUGUCCAAAGUGGCUGAAAGCUUAAUUGCUUACACAGAACAGUAUGUGGAAUAUGACCCUUUGGUCACACCAGCUGAGCCGUCCAAUCCCUGGAUCAGUGACGAUAUUGCUUUAUGGGACAUAGAGAUGAGCAAAGAGCCCAGCCAGCAGCGAGUAAAGAGAUGGGGCUUCUCUUUCGACGAGAUAUUGAAGGACCAGGUGGGGCGGGACCAGUUCCUACGAUUUCUGGAGUCCGAAUUCAGUUCCGAAAACCUCAGGUUCUGGUUGGCUGUCCAAGAUCUCAAGAAACAACCCCUACAAGAUGUGGCCAAGAGGGUGGAAGAAAUCUGGCAAGAGUUUCUGGCCCCCGGAGCCCCAAGUGCAAUCAAUCUGGAUUCUCACAGCUACGAGAUAACCAGUCAAAACGUCAAAGAUGGAGGGAGAUACACAUUCGAAGACGCCCAGGAGCACAUCUACAAGCUGAUGAAGAGUGACAGCUAUGCCCGCUUCCUCCGGUCAAAUGCUUACCAGGACUUGCUGCUCGCCAAGAAGAAGCCAGAAAUUGAGCAAGGUCGUAGAACUUCCUUAGAAAAGUUCACUCGCAGUGUGUGCUGCUGGCGCAGAGUCAGAAUGGCCGCUGCAUUUCACCCCCGAGGUGGCUUCCUUCCAGCAGUGGGGAAAGUCGCUGGCGGGCAAGCGCCUCACCGGCCUGAUGCAGUCCUCCUGACGGUGUCCCCCGCAGGGCCCGGGCCCGAGGACCACGCGGGCAGCCGGCCGUGCUCCGCAUCUGCAGACAGAGCUUCCCUGCGGGGAGAUUUGGUCACUGUGAAAGAGAAGGAGUGAGGGCCGGAACGGGCAACGGUGGGGAGACGCGGUGGGGGAACCAGAGGGAGGCCAGAAAGAGGGUCCCCGGAGCCUGGGGUCGGCCGGGUCGAGGCCCCUGUUUACAGCCCUCUCUUCCUUGUAUAGUCGUGUGCCGACACCCCACUCUCUAGGAGGUCCUGGUCCCUAACACGUUCAGGGGAGAGCACCCGGUGGGACUCCCGUUGUGACUGUCAGCUGAGGUCAUAUUCUGUCAUCACUCCUCCCGCCGUCUGGGGGAUCACGCCUUCCAGCAAACUCAAGAGGACCGCUGGCCCUGAGCACAUCCAGUAUCACACCCCACCGCCUCUCCGGUGCACCCACGGCACCCCCUAGUUGCACCACUGUGUCCCGACCACCUCCCGCCUCCCCCAGCUCCGCGGCCGCUGCGUGUAAGGAGCCGGGGCCAGGCUGCCCUCACGCCACGCGCCCCAAUCACAUCGUCAGCACUGAGCCAUCUCCCGCGCUGCCGCACCUCAAGUUCUUCCAGCCCCCCUGGAGGCCCCCUUUCAAAGAGGUCUCCACAGGCAUUGGCGGCUGCCCUCUCCUCCUGCCAAAAGUCUCGAGGGUCCAACACCAGAGGAAGCACUGGUGUUGAUGAAAGAGCUUGUGGUUUCACAGCCGUGAAGGUUCUGACCAUCUUUUAAAUUUUUUAUUAUUUCGUAAUUUAUUCUGUGUGGCCCCUUUGCUCCUUGGUGUGUUCCCGCGUGUCUUACUCAAAAUAAACGUAGCGGUGACCUCGAGGGCCAUUGGGAUCCUCCCCUCCGGCAGCUCCACGUGGGAGCUGGGAGGGUCCCAGAUGGAGGGGCUGGGCCCCAGGCUGUCAGUGCUGGGCGUGGCUGGGCCCCUGCCGCCAGGUCUCAGUUGUGUCUGAAGCUGGGGCGGAAUCUGUGCCCAGAGGCGAGGCCAGGGCCCAACGGUCCUCUGACGGCCCAGCAAAGGCUUUGCCCUCCACAAUGCCAAUCAUCAGAGGGCAACGCCAGCACAGAGCUCAACCUGCAAAUGACCAUCCGCCCACCUGGCUGUGAGGGAGUGAUACAGGGCACCGAGGCGGGUACCUGGCGCUUAGUAGGUGUCUUGCAAAUGGUAGCUAUUACUCUCAUCGUUGUCGCUGUCAUCGUUGACUCCCAGGCGCCCUCCGACAGAGCGGUAUAAGCAACGUGCUUCUGAAUUCAGACACUCACCCCCGCCUCCACACCUGCUAUGACCAUCCUCCUUUGAUCUAUUCUGGCCGGAGGUGAAAAAUCUCCCUUGGGAGUGUAUAAACAGCAAACACAGAAGCAAAACAGCAAUCACUGGUAUUUCUUUACUUGUGUGGGCAAUUUCACCAGCUGGUGAGGCUCAGAAGCUUGUUUGCAGACGCUGAUUCCUGGGUGCUUCCCCAGGACCAUCUUUCCAAGCCCACCUUCGUGCCCUGUCCCCGGGGCACCAGCUCCCAUCCCUCACAGCGGGGCCACCGAGGGCAUGAGGAGUCGUGAUUACAGUUGCACCGUGGUGGGUUCUUGACCCCUGCGCCUCAGUUUACCCCAUGGCAGCGUUUGCUCUCCCUUCUCGGUACAGUGGAAAUUAGAGACAUUUUGUUGAGUCCUCAGAGUGCCUCCAAAGGGGGGGGCUAUAGACCCAGAUUCUGGGCAGACACUCCCUCCCCCUCAUGCCACACAACCUGCGUUCAGAACCUGGCACCUGGCAGACAGCUGGCCACUGCUUGAUGAGUAAAUGAGUUUGCUGAAGCUCGCUCCCGUAUUGUAGGGUCUUCUGACCCCUCUUCUUCUCGUCCCAUCCUUUCUUUGUCCCCUUGCUUUUCACACAGACCUCCUGUUUCAGAACAAAAUUGCCGAUCAUGUUCCUCUGCACCCGACAUUGCCCAAAGGAAGCUAUUCCCUACCAAGGUGCCCAGGCUAU